UCGAAGACACAUACGCCUGCUGGUGGUAUUAUAUGAACUGGGAGUCAAGCUAUCAGCUUAUUUCGAGUGCCUGAGCGGUUCGUUGUUUAAGCGGGAAUACUUUUCGGAAUGGCGCGUCAGGAAUCCAUUCUCUCGGUUGCCAAUAGGACCGCGUUCCUGCUCUUCAUCUGCGUUUCCGCGGUGCGGAUAGCAAGUGGAAGCCUUUACAAAGACGCGGUGAACAUUGAGGAGGUAACUUCGUCAGACUUUUACGAUGUAUUGACAGGGAAAGACCACGUAUGGGUGAUCAAUUAUUACAAGUCCUGGUGUGGCCACUGUCAACGUUACGCCCCGAUCUUCGCAGCCUUUGCCAAGGACAUUAUAGGCUGGAGCAGAGUGGUACGCGUCGCAGUCAUCGACUGCGCCGUUCCAAGUAAUCUGGAUGUAUGCCGUGCCAAUGGUGUUAAGCUCUACCCUGCAGUGAAGUUCCUCCGAGCAUGCGCCACAACUGAAGAUAAAGGGCGCCUGUGGGAAACGAUCAAAACUGUGGACAGUGUGCGACACCAAACAAUUGACUUCCUUGAGGGUGGCAACGCAUCAAGGUGCACUGCCCAAGUAUCUUGGCCUUCUCUUCAAGCUACAAACGCCAGCAGUUAUACAGGUCUUCGUGGGAACGCAGACCGUGCCUUACUGGUGUUGGAGAACGAAGAUUCCUACCUCGGAAGAGAGUUGAUUUUGGACUACAGCAACUCCAGUACAACAAAGGUAUUCCGCGUCCUGCCUUCCAACAUGGCUCUGUCUUCAGAACUCCAAGCAUUAGGCACACCCGGUGAAUACGCCACACUUUACGUCAUCAGUGAACCUUCAGGAACGCCAGAGAUUCUAUCCAGAGCCUCGACUGCGGAAGGAGCUCGAGAACUUUUCCAGGCUGCCCUGUACCAGGAGCAGACAACUACGGAAUCGUCGCAAGACAUCAAAACGACCACUCUCCGCCCUCUUGCAGACCCAUCAAAGGUGUAUCAAGCUGACCUCGACAAUGCACUGUACCUCGCAUUGACUCAUGAAGUUCCAGUUCACACGACACUGAACGAAACCCAGUUAGGUGCCCUAAGAGACUUCGUUGAUGCACUUGUUGACUACUACCCCGGAAGCCCAUCGGUUCGGCUAUCCCUGGGAAAGCUACGAAUCUACGUGUGGAAUGCCCAGCCUGGGACUCGAGGCCAAGAUUUAUCGGACUUCCUUGGAAAACUGUCGAUUGAUGGUCAAGGACUUCCACCGCUGCGAGAAUACGUCGGAUGUCGAGGAAGCCAACCUCAGUACCGUGGCUUUCCAUGCUCUCUCUGGAUGCUCUUCCACACUCUCACUGUGCGUGCCUACGAGGGUUACAGGGAAGGGCAAACCAAAGAUCCUCUUGAUGUUCUACGUUCGAUCAAGGGCUUCGUGCUUAACUACUUCUCAUGCCGGGAGUGUGCGAGGAACUUUGUGAAGGAGUCGAGAAGCAUGGAGGAGGAAAUUAACGACCCGGAGGACGCCGUAUUCUAUCUGUGGUCCGUCCACAACCGGGUGAACGCCCGCCUUUCAGGAGACAAGACAGAAGAUCCUCAGAGGCCAAAGGCGGCUUUUCCACCUGCGUUCAUUUGUCCUACAUGUAGGAAACGGGGCCGGUGGGACCAGGAACCGGUCCUGGACUUUCUUCUCGCUUUCUAUGGCCAAGAGAACCUGGUACAAACAACCACGUAGGGCCCAAUCGAGUUUACAGACAACAUCGUAAGCCUGGUCAACGCUAUUCAUAUGCUAAACACCACCAGUUAUUCGUUUUACGCCUUUAUCUAUCAACCACAUACGCGCUUACAGGCUGGAACCAGGGUGGCAUUCCAAGACAGCGGAAUAAAGAGUGGAUUGUGGA
Molecule: messenger RNA, 1885 nt
Organism: Ornithodoros turicata
Lineage: Eukaryota; Metazoa; Arthropoda; Arachnida; Ixodida; Argasidae
Product: sulfhydryl oxidase 2-like
Exons: 11
Coding region: 109-1719 (536 amino acids)
Biological process (GO): protein folding
Cellular component (GO): Golgi membrane
Molecular function (GO): protein disulfide isomerase activity; flavin-dependent sulfhydryl oxidase activity
Source: RefSeq, a predicted model, not a curated record